This is a messenger RNA of Amoebophrya sp. A120, 2078 nucleotides long. The record is from the annotation of a GenBank genome assembly. NCBI's taxonomy places the organism in Eukaryota, Dinophyceae, Syndiniales, Amoebophryaceae.
AUGGAGGAGCACAGAUGUCCGCUGUUAGACUCGAACUCUUGCAAGAUCGAGCUCUUCGUCGAGAAGCUGGCGGAGAGCCGUGUCCUGGGCGACGCAUUGCAUGGCUUCGUGGAAUCUUGGUUGACAGCAGCAACGAAGGUUGAAAGAGCUGCAGCGAAAUUACAGGUAGAAGGCAGCGACGUCAGCAGUGCGUCCGAGUCCGACAGAAACAGUACGAUGGCAGGUGGCGAACGCCUGAAGCGCAUUCAGAGCAUGUUAUUAGACGGAGACCUGGCCCAGUCGCGCAAGCGAAGUACUAAGGAAAGAGAACGACCUCCCGAGGAUGCAUUGGUCGACCACGUGGCAGCUGAAGCUGUUAUCGCACUUUUCGCGAGUAAAGCGGACGGCGCAGAAUUGCGAGCCGCGGAGCUGGAGACGCAGUUGCCACAGCACUACGGGCUUGUCGCUCUCGAUGAACCAAAAACAGUACCACUGGGGGAAAAUGAACAACUAAGGCGGGUAUCAUCAAAUGAAGACCUCACACCUCGAGCUCCUUCCAAGCAGCUUGCUGCAACCCGGCUCUUUUCCCACCAGUGUCGUCAUUUUCUGAACAUGCACCUAGAUCUCAUCCAGCAGGGCGCCAAUGGACACUGGAUGUUGCAAAGCCUGCGCGAGGAGGACCCGUACGACGAGUCGAGGGACAAAGAACGGCUUCAGCUCGAGCAUCGUUUUCGUGACUGGAUGAACGGGUUUGUGGACGCGCGGGACAAGCUGAUACAGAUUUGGAAGAUGCGCAAAGACGUCGUCGGGAUGAUGGCUCCGGACCGCGAGAACUACUAUCCUUUGACGGAGAAAAACCGCGACUUUUCCCAAAUCGACUGGAACUGGUUCCGGCUGCCGAACUCCUGGUCGGUGGACCGGGAGAUGAAGAGGUGGAACGUCGUUUGCGGCCUCGUGGAACAAACUGUCUGGGAAAAAUUUCGCGUGUGGCCGCGGCGGGGUACAAGAUCACCGCACCGUUAUAACAGCACCGCGUUUCGCCCAAGACGAGCGAAGGCUGCGAAACAGGCUAGUACAAUGGGGCCCCCGAAGGUUAUCCACAUAGCGGAGAUUGGCGUGUUCGUCGGCGAAACUUCGCUGUACUUGCUCAGCCGGUGCUUUUUGCGCCUCUAUCAAGAGUCGAAUGUCCUCGUGCAGUACCACCUGAUUGACCCCUGGCAGUCGAACACUUUCGGCGGGUGGAACCCCUGGGAAGUCAAAAGCUGGCUCCUCGAUUUCUAUCGCGCGACGCGGGGAGACACGGCGAAAAUGACGGGGAGCGACGUGUACAGAACCCUCAUGCGGAGAGUCGGGAACGCCACGACCUUGUAUGGGGAUCGUCGUUACGGGGACGCACCCGCAGCGCCAGAGGCUCUCGGAAGGCCGCCCACAGGACGAACGAGAGGGGGCUCUGAUGCUACGCUGAGGAGUGCUUCUGUUGCCGAUGGCACCGGCGGUGGCGGUACAGCCGCGAGCUUUGCCUCGGCGUUAGCCGGAAAUAAGGAGAUGUCCUCUGCGACGCCGUGUCUGCGGAAGAAAAUUCACUCCAGGAAAUCUCCACUUGCUGUGUACGAAGUUCAGUAUCACGACCUCCACGGACGGAGCGCGUUGUGCGGUGUGUCCGAAAUAAAGAUUCCGGAAAAUCUGCCAGGCGUAUUCUUCCAUCGCGUCCUUUCGCACAGGGCAAUAGAGCGGAUAAGUGUCCUAGAUCUGCUUUACAUAGACGGGGAUCACAGCUUUGCUGCCGUGCAUGCCGACCUCCGAAACUUUGUGCCGAUUACGCGGCAUGUGGUCGCUGGGCACGACUUUGACUACUACAAGUUCCCAGGAGUUUCGAUGGCUGUUAUGAACGCCAAAGUGCCCACGACGGACGCUUUUCGGCACUUCGGGUUCAGAUUUCAGCAAGACCUCUACCUCGACUCAGACAAUACUUGGUGGAGUCGAUUAACCUCUAUGCCUGAAUAGAAAUUUAGAAAAGCGAGAACAAAUUGAUGUGCUCGAAUCUUCUCGGUGGAAUGUCAACUGCAUAAACUACUCAUGGGGAGACGCAUCAACCACCC